AGAUAUAAGUUGUUCCCAAACUGCGUCCCUAUGUUUGGCUUCCGUCACCUCUUAUCUCUUACGGACAAGGUUGACCGUUUCAAUGAAGAAGUGCAGAAGCAGAUGGUUUCGCGGAACAGGGACGCACCAGAGGGGGGGUUUGAUGCCAUUCUGCAGGCUGCCGUUUGCAAGGAGAAGAUUGGCUGGAGGAAGGAGGCCUAUCAUCUCUUGGUGUUUGCCACCGAUGACGUCCCUCACUUGGCUUUGGACGGCAAGCUCGGUGGACUAGUGCAUCCUCACGAUGGACAGUGUCACCUGAACGACAAGAACGAGUAUAGUGCUGCAAACAUGAUGGACUACCCUUCACUCGCUCUACUUGGAGAGAAACUGGCUGAAAACAAUAUUUUCCUCAUCUUUGCUGUGACCAAAAGACACUAUGUUCUUUACAAGAAUCUCACAGCAUUGAUCCCUGGGACUACGGUGGAAAUUUUGGACCAAGACUCCAAAAACAUUAUUCAGCUAAUUGUGAAUGCAUACAAUAACAUCAGGUCAAAGGUUGAGCUGAGCGUAUGGGACCAUCCUGAAGAUCUCAGUCUGGCCUUCACCGCCACCUGCCAAGACGGCCAGCCCCUGACUGGUCUCCGCAAGUGUGCUGACGUCAAAAUCGGUGACACUGUCUCCUUCAACAUAACUGUAGACGCUCGAGGAUGUCCUCCGAAAGGCACCAGGAAGAGUUUCACCAUCAGGCCUGUUGGUUUUAAAGACCGUCUGGAGGUCUCUGUGGACUACCGCUGUGAUUGCAGCUGCUCAUAUUACACCAAGACCAACAGCAGCCGCUGCAACUCUGCCGGCACCUACAGCUGUGGGAUGUGCCGCUGUGAGCCCGGCUACCUGGGGGCCCGCUGCGAGUGCGAGGAGGGUGAGGUCGACCACCAGCAGCUCAGUGCCUGCCGUGAGGCCGAGGGCAAGCAGGUGUGCAGCGGCCGUGGAGAAUGCAGCUGUAACCAGUGUUUGUGUUACGAGUCAGAGUUCGGCAAAAUCUACGGCACCUUCUGCGAGUGUGACGACUUCUCCUGUGCCCGACAUAAGGGUAUACUGUGCUCAGGCCAUGGAGAAUGCCACUGCGGUGAGUGUAAAUGCCACGCUGGUUAUAUUGGAGACAACUGUAAUUGCUCUACAGAGACGGCUUCCUGUGUGUCGGACGACGGCAAGAUCUGUAGCGGGCGGGGCAGCUGUGUGUGUGGGCGGUGCCAAUGCACUGAGCCAGGGGCAUUUGGGGACACAUGCGAAAAAUGUCCCACCUGUCCAGAUGCUUGUGGAACAAAGAGGGAAUGCAUCGAGUGCCGUCUCUUUAACACGGGGAGACUGGCCGAUAACCAGACCUGCCAGCGCAUGUGCAAGGAUGAGAUCAUCACCGUGGAAACACUCAAAAUGGAUGAUUCCAACACUGUUCAAUGCGUGUAUAAGACAGAGAAUGACUGUGUGAUGAAGUUCACCUACUCUGAACAUGCCAAUGGCCAGUCAGUCCUCACCGCUCUUAAAGAGCCAGAAUGUGCUGUUGCCCCAAAUGCCAUGACUGUGCUCUUGGCAGUUGUUGGCAGCAUCUUGUUGAUGGGCAUCGUGCUGCUAGCGCUCUGGAAACUGGUCAUCACCAUUCACGACCGCCGCGAGUUUGCACACUUCCAGAGUGCACGUUCACGGGCGCGAUACGAAAUGGCAUCUAACCCUGUUUAUAAGCAGUCCAUCCCCUCUCACCCAAUGGAGACGGUUUUCCAUAUGCAUAGUAUCAAGUCAUGCAACGGAGGAGUCCACUGAUCGACCUGCAUUUGGACUGGGGGACAUGGCAGGACCUUGUCCAGCGCUUCUCUGCACUACGGUUGAGGACCGUGACGAAGCAAAUCUUUCGGUCUUUUGCAAUGCAAACUUUUUUUUUGAGGCGUGUGGUUCCUGAGGAUUGAAACUGAUCUUUAUGCGGUUUCAGCUUGAUGAGCAGCAGUUGGACGCAUGCCGAAUUUGAGAAGAGGAUUGGCUUGACUAGUUGGAGAGGCAGGGCUUAUCGGCAUUAGACAUUAACCUGCAAUGGACCGCUUGCUUGAAUAUAAUUCCUAACCAUACCUCCUGCACAUUAUGAUGGAUUUGCUGUGCAU
Molecule: messenger RNA, 2126 nt
Organism: Sinocyclocheilus grahami
Lineage: Eukaryota; Metazoa; Chordata; Actinopteri; Cypriniformes; Cyprinidae
Product: integrin beta-5-like
Exons: 11
Biological process (GO): cell-cell adhesion; transforming growth factor beta receptor signaling pathway; cell adhesion mediated by integrin
Cellular component (GO): focal adhesion; cell surface; integrin complex
Molecular function (GO): integrin binding
Source: RefSeq, a predicted model, not a curated record